This is a messenger RNA of Spirometra erinaceieuropaei, 1387 nucleotides long. The record is from the annotation of a GenBank genome assembly. NCBI's taxonomy places the organism in Eukaryota, Metazoa, Platyhelminthes, Cestoda, Diphyllobothriidea, Diphyllobothriidae.
AUGUACAAGGCCGUCAUUCUGCCGACGCUGCAGGCACGCCGACUGAACCACUUCCACCUCAGUUUUCUUCGUCGCAUCCUGAGGCUGAACUGGCAGGAUCGAAUUCCCGACACUUAUGCGCUCGAACGGACGGGAAUUCUCAGCAUCUACACCAUGCUGAGACAAAUGAAGCUACGUUGGAGCGGCCUCCUGAUGCGCAUGGACGACGAGCGACUACCCAAACGACUCUUCUACGGAGACGUCGCGACGGGUUCUCGCCAUCAAGGAGGCCAAAUUCGCCGUUACAAGGAUACUCUGAAGUCCUCCCUGAAGCGUCUGCAAAUCAACCCGACCAAGUGGGAAGAGCUCGCACUCGACCGACCGACCUGGAGGAGAACAGUGAAGACAGGCUCUGCGAUCUACGAAGCCAGCCGCAUCGCUGCCGCCAAAGCGAAACGCGAAGCCCGAAAAUCACAAUUUCGCCUAGUACGCAACGCCGCCGCACAACCGCUUCCAACGUGUCCUCGGUGUUAACGAACAUUCCGGGCUCGAAUCGGACUUUUUGGACAUCUACGGACCAACUGCGCCUCUGGAACUGCACCAACCAUCGUCCCCCCGCCCCCCCCCUCCCUCGUCCUCUCCGCCGUCUACUACCUCUGACUACUCUACUGCUCCGCCACCGCUAACCUCCUCCUCCUCCUUCACCACCACUACCACCACCACCACCACCACCACCACCACCGCCACCACCACCACCACCACCACCACCACUGCCCUUGCGACGGCCGCUCAGGCGACUGUCACUCACGCAACAACCGACACCACACCCAAUACCUUCGACUCCAGCGAUGAGGAUCAGGACUACACCUGCCCUCACUGCGACCGCACCUUCACCUCACGCAUCGGCCUGGUCGGUCACUUACGAAUCCAUCGCACAGGAACUGGCGAACCACUGCCUGGAGCCCCAACCUACACCCACCGUACCCGCCUCCACUGCCCACACUGCUCACGCACAUUCACGCAUCGCAUGGGUCUAUUCGGCCACAUGCGCAUCCACGAGAGCGGAAUUGACCACAAUUCCUACCCACCAACCACAUCCAACACACCCACCAUGCCCAGCACCACCCUCGCUCCAUCGCCCUGCGCGCCCACCACCACCUCCGCCGCCUCCUUUGCAGCUGACACCGACACUGUCGACCUCUCAUGCCCACACUGUCCACGCACGUUCACAUCAGGCAUCGGCCUGGUCGGUCACUUGCGCAUCCAUCGCACAGAGCCUGGAGAACCAGUGCCUGGGGCACCAACCUAUACCCACCAAGCUCGACUCAACUGCCCACACUGUCCUCGCACUUUCAGGCAUCGUAUAGGCCUAUUCCGUCACAUACGCAUCCACGACGACCUGCGGUAG